CGCGCCAUUGUUGGGGGAGGGGGCGGCUGCUGAGCGCGGCGGAGUCGGGGGGCGAGCGGAGGCGGCGGCGGCGGCGAGGAGUGGAGGCGCCCCAUGGGGAACUCGCUGUCUUGUUGCGUGUCCCCCAGUGCCAGCCCCAAGUUGGGCCGGCGCACAGGGUCAGCGGAGCCGGACUACGAGUCUGAGGUCUACGAGGCGGCGGCCGGGGACGCUGUGGCAGUAGCUCCGGCGCCGGCUGCCGUGGAACCCGCCGAGUUGGAUUUCGGAGGUGGCGAAGGCCACCACCUGCAGCACAUCAGCGACCGGGAGAUGCCCGAAGACUUAGCUUUGGAAUCAAACCCUUCUGACCACCCAAGGGCAAGCACAAUUUUCCUGAGCAAAUCUCAAACGGAUGUGCGAGAAAAGAGGAAGAGCAACCAUUUAAACCAUGUAUCUCCAGGGCAGCUUACUAAAAAGUAUAGCUCAUGCUCAACAAUAUUUCUAGAUGACAGCACAGUCAGCCAGCCUAAUCUUAGAACCACAAUAAAAUGUGUGACCUUAGCAAUAUAUUACCACAUAAAGAACAGAGAUGCAGAUAGAUCCUUGGAUAUUUUUGAUGAGAGAUCACAUCCACUCACACGAGAAAAGGUUCCAGAGGAAUACUUUAAGCAUGAUCCUGAACACAAAUUCAUUUACAGAUUUGUUCGUACUCUUUUUAGUGCCGCACAACUAACUGCUGAAUGUGCAAUAGUAACUUUGGUUUACUUAGAAAGGCUUUUAACUUAUGCUGAGAUCGACAUUUGCCCCACUAACUGGAAAAGAAUUGUUUUGGGAGCCAUUCUUCUUGCCUCCAAGGUUUGGGACGAUCAGGCUGUAUGGAAUGUGGACUACUGCCAGAUCCUCAAGGACAUUACAGUUGAGGACAUGAAUGAGAUGGAAAGGCACUUCCUGGAGCUACUUCAGUUUAAUAUUAAUGUUCCUGCCAGUGUGUAUGCCAAAUACUACUUUGACCUUCGCUCCUUAGCAGAUGACAACAACCUGAAUUUUCUAUUCACUCCUCUUAGCAAAGAAAGAGCACAGAACUUAGAGGCCAUUUCCAGAUUGUGUGAAGACAAAUACAAAGACUUGUGUAGAGCUGCUAUGAGAAGGUCUUUCAGCGCUGAUAAUUUCAUUGGUAUUCAGCGCUCCAAUGCCAUCCUCUCUUAAGGGAGAAGUGAGGGGUUGUAACAUCAUAAACCCAUCGUAACAAGGACUGGAGAAAUAUCACCUCUCCUGCUCAGAAACCAGCAAAGUUAGUAUUUUCACCUUAAAGAAAGGCAUUGAAUUCAAGAGACUCAUGGACAAGCGAAGAUUAUGCUCAUAGGAAAGAACGGGACCUCGUCAAUGUAACACACUCUUCUGUCCUUUUUAAUGUAAACAGAGUUACAAAAACCACUCCAAAGCUAAAAGCUCCCAAUCCCCGCACAGAUACCUGCUUACUAUGUAGGCCGAUAGCUGUGAACUAUGUGAGGAUUUUUAAUUAAUAGUUAAAAUUUUUAGACUUUAAAGACACUAAUUAUAUAACUUUUACGUUUUUCCUGUUUUUCUUGCCUCACUGUCCCAUACUGCUGCAUAUUCCUUUAGAAUCAGUGCAGUAUUACCAUUAAAAAAUGUGACUCCUAACAACUCAUAAAGCCAAACUUAGGAACAGACUGUUGUAGCAUCGUUAGGUUUUGAAGGGUUCUUCCUCCCUACUAUAUCAUUGAAGCUGCUAGUCAUUAUUGGCAAUCAAUUUAAACCAAAAAGCUGCUGAAUAACACUUGUCAUCCAAAUUCUUUGCAGGCAGUACUUAAUAGCAUAUUAGCAUGUUUGGGAUCAUAAACAGAGAAAGUAGGUUAUUUACUUCUAUUGGGUCCGUGCUGCAUUUCUUGUUAACUAUAAUGGUGCUUCUGAUUUUGUGAUGAUUUUCCUCUCUGUUAAAUACUUGUAUUAAAGGAUAUUUUCAUAAUUCCAGCCAACAUGGUGGUCCAGUAAUUAACAAGCCGGUAAUGAAAUAGAAGGUGUCCCAAAAGUCUUCGUGCAAUUUCAAGCUUUAAUAUAGUGCGCUUGGAUACUCCAGAACACUGUUGCAGAAGUAUAAAUGCUACAGACUGGCAAAACAUCACUUGAAAGUUUAAUCGAAUUUCUUCUAAACUCAUUUAGUUUUGUAAAUUUUAAACAUUAAGCUUUUAAUAUUAAUAUUUUGUUUCAGCCCCUCUUGAGGAUAGCAAACAAUGGGCUGAAACAAAAAAAUUAAAAUUAAGAGCUUAAGGUCAGAAUGGCCAUCAUCAAAAAAUCUACAAACGUGCUUGCUUCGGCAGCACAUAUAAUAAAAUUGGAAUGAUACAGAGAAGAUUAGCAUGGCCCGUGCGCAAGGAUGACACGCAAAUUCGUGAAGCGUUCCAUAUUAAAAAUAAAAUCUACAAACUAUAAAUGCUGGAGAGGAUGUGGAGAAAACGGAACCCUCUUGCACUGUUGGUAGGAAUGUAAAUUGAUACAGCCACUAUGGAGAACAGUAUGGAGGUUCCUUAAAAAACUAAAAAUAGAACUACCAUAUGACCCAGCAAUCCCACUACUGGGUAUAUACCCUGAGAAAACCAUAAUUCGAAAAGACUCAUGUACCACAAUGUUCAUUGCGGGUCUAUUUACAAUAGCCAGGACAUGGAAGCAACCUAAGUGUCCACUGACAGAUGAAUGGAUAAAGAAGAUAUGGCACAGGGCUUCCCUGGUGGCGCAGUGGUUGAGAGUCUGUCUGCCAAUGCAGGGGACGCGGGUUCAUGCCCCGGUCCAGGAGGAUCCCACGUGCAGCGGAGCGGCUGGGCCCGUGAGCCAUGGCCGCUGAGCCUGCACCUCCGGAGCCUGUGCUCCGCAACGGGAGAGGCCACAACAGUGAGAGGCCCACGUACUGGGGGGAAAAAUAAAGAUAUGGCACAUAUAUACAAUGGAAUAUUACUCUGCCAUAAAAAGAAACGAAAUUGAGUUAGUUGUAGUGAGGUCAUACAGAGUAAAGUAAGUCAGAGAAAAACAAAUACCGUAUGCUAACACAUAUAUAUGGAAUCUAAAAAAAAAAAAGGUUCUGAAGAACCUAGGGGUAGGACAGGAAUAAAGACGCAGACAUAGAGAAUGGCCUUGAGAACACGGGGAGGGGUAGGGGUAAGCUGGGACGAAGAGAGUGGCGUGGGCAUAUAUACACUACCAAAUGUAAAAUAGAUAGCUAGUGGGAAGCAGCCGCAUAGCACAGGGAGAUCAGCUGGGUGCUCUCUGACCACCUAGAGGGGUGGAAUAGGGAGGGUGGGAGGGAGACGCAAGAGGGAGGAAAUAUGGGGAUAUAUGUAUAUGUAUAGCUGAUUCACUUUGUUACAAAGCAGAAACUAACACACCACUGUAAAGCAAUAUUAUACUCCAAUAAAGAUGUUAAAAAAAUGAGUUUAGAAGAAAUUUAAUUAAACUUUCAAAUGAUGUAAGUUUGUGGCAUUUAUACUUCUAUAAGUAUCGAAGCUUAAGAUUGCACUAGGACUUAAGGGGAUACCUUGUAUCUUCAUAGACCUGCCCUCCUCUUUCUAAAAUAGUCCUUUGCAAGGCUGGGCUGCUUACCUGCUUGAUCACCUAAGUUUCUUUUUUCUAGAUUUGGUAAAGGAAUUACGAACAACAAGUGUUAAUUCACAUGUAAUAAAUUGAAAGGAACUGGACCCUAAUAGUAGUGAUAGGAGAGUAAGUGAUAGGAAACAGCUUUUCUAUCCUAUGUGUUAACCUGGCUGUAGGUGUCUCACUUCAAGUUCUAUUUAAGAGGAAACAUAUAAACCUUAGGAACCCUUAACCUCAGGCUUUAAAAGGCAGGGAGGUCCAGUAAUCAGUCUUUUAGGAGAUUGGUAACGAUGUCACCUAAACUUGAAAUAUUUAAAAAAAAAAAAAAAAAAGUUAGUGUUCUCAACUAUGUGAAAUCUUUCUCCUCCUACCUUCUCAAAUGUAAUCCUAGGAAUUUUGCCUGUAAACAAAGCAUUUCUGGGCCAGAAAUACUUUCUCUCUUUAUAGCAAGGCUUCACAUUAUAUUGAGUGCUGCAGGUUCCAUCAUUUUUAAAGGACAGAGACAUAAAUGAUAAAUUAUGGUAUAUAAAAUAUUACAAUCUACCACCUCAAAAAAUAUUG
Physeter macrocephalus (sperm whale) is the source of this 4143-nucleotide messenger RNA. RefSeq names its product cyclin Y like 1 (gene CCNYL1). The record is from RefSeq and is a predicted model, not a curated record. Gene Ontology annotation, biological process: regulation of canonical Wnt signaling pathway; regulation of cyclin-dependent protein serine/threonine kinase activity. The coding region runs from base 94 to 1185 and encodes 363 amino acids. NCBI's taxonomy places the organism in Eukaryota, Metazoa, Chordata, Mammalia, Artiodactyla, Physeteridae. Gene Ontology annotation, molecular function: protein kinase binding; cyclin-dependent protein serine/threonine kinase activator activity. Gene Ontology annotation, cellular component: plasma membrane. The transcript has 10 exons.